ACGGCACUGAAAUUGAAAUUAGGGAUCACUAACAAAGAAUCAAAACGCAAGAAAAAACCACAACGCAUGGAAACCGAAGCUCCAUCAAUGGAGAAUCCCAAAAUCUCCGCUUACUACCAGACCCGCUUAGCGCACUUUGGUGUCGUCAGCACCGAAUGGUUAGCACAAGCUCAAUCUGCGACAAACCCUAACCCACCACUACCAUCAUCUUCAACAAAUUCUCACACUGAUAAAGAUACCAAUUUCUCUGUAAUCGAUGAAUUCAACAGGUGGCGUAAUCAUCCUGAUUUGGCAGAAGCAGUUGCCGCAAUUCGGGCUCUUGCUGCUGUUAUUAGUGCUAGUAAAGCUUCUACAAUGAUGCAGCUUGAAAUUGAACUCAAAAACGCUUCUGAUACUCUUAAAGCAUGGGAUACAACCUCUAUAUCAUUAACAGCGGCAUCUGACCUGUUUAUGAGAUACGUGACAAGGACCUCUGCUUUGGAAUUUGAAGACUUCAAUUCCGCUAAAGCUCGCUUGAUUGAGCGUGCUGACAAAUUUGGGGAAAUUUCCUACAAGGCUCGCAAGAUUAUUGGAAUGCUUAGCCAAGAUUUUAUAUUUGAUGGUUGUACCAUUUUGGUACAUGGUUUUUCGAGAGUUGUCUUUGAAGUUCUUAAACUGGCUGCACAUAAUAAGAAGCGCUUCCGAGUCUUCUGCACAGAGGGGAGACCAGACCGAACAGGUUUAAGGCUGUCCAAUGACCUGGCCAAGCUCGAUGUUCCUGUGAAACUUGUGAUAGACUCUGCAGUGGCUUAUACUAUGGACGAGGUGGACAUGGUUCUUGUGGGUGCAGAUGGAGUUGUUGAAAGCGGUGGUAUAAUUAACAUGAUGGGGACAUACCAAAUUGCGUUGGUUGCAAAGAGUAUGAAUAAGCCAGUUUAUGUGGCCGCUGAAAGCUACAAGUUUGCUCGUCAUUACCCUCUGGACCAAAAGGAUUUGGCACCUGCCCUACGACCAGUUGAUUUUGGUGUCCCUAUUCCAUCCAAGGUUGAGGUGGAAUGCUCUGCCCGAGAUUAUACUCCUCCUCAAUAUUUGACUUUGCUUUUCACAGAUUUAGGUGUUCUUACUCCAUCAGUUGUUAGUGAUGAGCUCAUCCAGCUAUACUUAUAACCAUCCCCGUAUAAUUUUCUUCUGAUUUUUUAAAAAAGUUGGCCUCAGUUCAAGAUAGUCUCUCUUAUUAAACAAUUUUGUAAUACAAUUAUGUGCAGUGGCAACUUCAGUAUAACUGAGGAAAGUUUCUAUUGUAUUUGUUCGGUUAAGUUUCUGAGAAAUGCAAGGGCUGCAAGUUCAACCCAUAUAAUCAAUCGCAUUCCCUUCAGUUUUUUCGGUUU
Messenger RNA from Medicago truncatula (barrel medic), 1367 nucleotides. RefSeq names its product translation initiation factor eIF-2B subunit alpha. The record is from RefSeq and is a predicted model, not a curated record. NCBI's taxonomy places the organism in Eukaryota, Viridiplantae, Streptophyta, Magnoliopsida, Fabales, Fabaceae. Gene Ontology annotation, cellular component: eukaryotic translation initiation factor 2B complex. Gene Ontology annotation, molecular function: guanyl-nucleotide exchange factor activity; translation initiation factor activity. The coding region runs from base 67 to 1146 and encodes 359 amino acids. The transcript is spliced from 5 exons. Gene Ontology annotation, biological process: translational initiation.